This is a messenger RNA of Penicillium manginii, 876 nucleotides long. RefSeq lists its product as uncharacterized. Lineage: Eukaryota; Fungi; Ascomycota; Eurotiomycetes; Eurotiales; Aspergillaceae. The record is from RefSeq and is a predicted model, not a curated record. The transcript has 2 exons. Gene Ontology annotation, molecular function: oxidoreductase activity. The coding region runs from base 1 to 876 and encodes 291 amino acids.
AUGGCCUCGGCAGCAGUUCAAGUCUCAGCAGGCCACGGCCCCAGUCUAUCAGAGAAGCCAGCAAUUCCAGUCUCAGACAAACCACACCAUGUCCAGACUACUUUGAACUUCUUCAAGGCAAAUGAAGACGGAUCGCCCCCGGCUCCGGCCUACGUGGGUAAGCCUGAGACAUAUGAUAGGCCGUCCGAACCGCUCGCGACUACCGUCCACGACAUUAGUGGUCAUGAGCUCGACUACACUCUUGAUGGACAAGGAUUCCAGCUUUACUACCAUGAGAGUGCCGAGAAGGACUUUGUCGACGACGAGAAGAUCAAGAGAGAAUAUUAUCCCGAAACGGAGCAAUUGCUAAAAGAUGCCACUGGCGGCUCCCGAGUCUUCAUCUUCGACCACACAAUCCGACGCGCAGGCGGAGAUCAACUCCGCGGCCCAGUCCAACGCGUCCACAUCGACCAAUCCUACUCCGCAUCCAAGAACCGCGUCGCACACCAUCUCCCCAACGAAGCAGAAGAACUCCUCAAAGGACGGUAUCAAAUCAUAAACGUCUGGCGGCCCAUCAAAACGAUUCUGAAGGAUCCGCUCGCCGUAGCAGACGCGCAUACCGUGCCCGAUGACGACCUCGUCCCAAUCGGAUUGAUCUAUCCCGAUCGUCAAGGUGAGACGUAUUCCGUUAAACCGGAUCCUGGCAUUAAGUGGUAUUAUCGGUAUGGACAGACGCCGGAUCUCGUGACGCUUAUUAAAUGCUUUGAUUCGAAGGUUGAUGGGCGGGCGAGACGGGUUCCGCAUACUGCUUUUGUUAAUCCUGAGACAGAGAAUGAGGCGGGUAGGGAGAGUAUUGAGGUUAGGGCUUUGGUUUUCCAUCCGGAUGAUCGGGAUUAA